AAUGUAAUCUUUCAGCCGGUGCAAAGACGCGUACACGGGCGGGAUUAAUCGAACUCUCUGUUGUUUUGAAUCCGCUAGACACAGACUGGAGGGGGUACGGUUUUGAUUAGAAGAUGGCGGAUGUUGAAGGCGAUGAAAUUCGGUCGGCUCUCCUUUCGGCUUCCAGUAAUGGACCCGCUGCAGGUUCGGUAGUCGGUACCGGAGGCCAAAAUGCUACCCAGGUGACGUCAGGUCCACGGAUGGUUAGAAUUGUAAAGUCGGAAUCAGGAUAUGGAUUCAACGUUCGUGGACAAGUUAGCGAAGGAGGACAACUGCGAAGCAUUAAUGGGGAAUUGUACGCCCCUCUUCAGCAUGUCAGUGCUGUUUUGCCUGGAGGGGCUGCGGACCGAGCUGGCAUAUCAAAGGGUGAUAGGAUUCUUGAGGUUAAUGGAGUGAGCGUGGAGGGGGCCACCCACAAGCAGGUGGUGGAUCUGAUCCGGACCGGAGAGAGGGAGCUGGUGCUGUCCGUGCUGUCUGUGCCUCCCCAGGAGGCCGACUGCCUGGAGGCCGGGGAUGAGAGCGCGGCCCAGCUCAGCUACGACUACAGCGACAAGCAGGCCGUACCCAUCUCCAUCCCCACCUUCAAGCACGUGGAGCAGCACGCCGAGAGGUUUGUGGUGUACAACGUGUACAUGUCGGGCAGGCAGCUGUGCUCCAAGCGUUACCGAGAGUUUGCUAUCCUGAACCAGAACCUGAAGAGGGAGUUUGCCAGCUACAUCUUCCCCAAGAUACCCGGGAAAUGGCCCUUCUCCCUGUCUGAGCAGCAGCUGGACGCACGCCGCAGGGGCCUGGAGGAGUAUCUGGAAAGAGUUUGUUCUGUGCGGGUGAUUGGGGAGAGUGACAUCAUGCAGGAAUUCCUGUCUGAAUCAGAUGAGAAUUACAAUGGUGUGUCAGACGUGGAGUUGCGGAUAGCCCUGCCAGACAAGACCACCAUCUCUGUCAGGGUGCGCAAGAACAGCACGACUGACCAAGUCUACCAGGCUUUAGUGAUGAAGGUUGGUAUGGACAGCAUCAUGGCCAGCUACUUUGCCCUCUUUGAAGUCAUCAACCACUCCUUUGUGAGAAAACUGGCCCCCAACGAGUUCCCCCACAAGUUGUACGUGCAGAACUACACAUCGGUCGUGCCGGGUACCUGUCUGGCCCUCCGCAAGUGGCUCUUCACCUCUCAGGAGGAGGAGCUGCUCAGGGACAAACCUCUGGCCGUUCACUACUGCUUCCACCAGGCAUUGGAUGACGUGAAGAAGGGAUUCAUCAAAACAGAAGACAAGUCUUACCAGCUGACAAAACUGGCAGAGCAGCGCAAGAUGGCCAUGUAUCUGAGUCUGCUGCGCUCCUGUGAGGGAUACAAUGAGGUCAUGUUCCCCCACUGCUCCUGUGACUCCCGGAGGAAGGGCCACGUCAUCACGGCCAUCAGCAUGCACCACUUCAAGCUGCACGCAUGCACAGAGGACGGCACGCUUGAGAACCAGGUGAUAUCGUUUGAGUGGGCGGAGAUGCAGCGCUGGGACACCGAUGAGGAGGGCAUGGCGUUCUGCUUUGAGUACGCCAGGGGGGAGAAGAAACCUCGCUGGGUCAAGAUCUUCACACCAUACUUCAACUACAUGCACGAGUGCUUCGAGAGGGUCUUCUGUGAGCUCAAGUGGAGGAAACAGAUUGAAAAAGAGGCCUCUGACAAAGACAACCAGAACUGCAGUAACAAUGCUUUACUGGUCAGGAAGUGAGCGGUUGAGUUUGGUUUCUUGAACCUUCUCUCUAUUCUAGAAUAUCUCCCUGCUCUGGAGACACAGAAGGGAUGGCGCCAUCUAGGGGGCGAGAUCGCCACAUCCUAAAUACUCCACCAGAAUCGGUCCACUCGCACCAUCACAACCGAGAACACCAUCUGCAAAAGAAACAAAAAAAGAGAACUGAGGUGAUUCACUCCAGAAACUGGAAAUCAAUUUAUUUAUUUUUGUUUUUUAAUGUAUCACACAAACCCAGGAAUUCGCAGAUAGACGACGAGCAAUGAAGGAAAAAAAACAUGUCUUUACUAGAUGUUCAUAGAACAGCAUAUUCUUUUUCCUCCGUGCAUCACCCCUGACAUGGGGCGGGACACUAGCUGAGUUCUUCCACCCCACUGGUUGAGGAAACCGAACAGUACAGUGCGUUUGGUCAAUGUUCACAGCAGCCUGCGACACCAUUGGACGAAGGGAACACCUUGACGUGAUCAACAGAUGACACGCCAGCGAGGAGGCCAGCCGGCAUCUGCGAUGUGAUUGUUUAGGCCAGUUCUACAACACGUUUGGUCCGGGCCAAUGCUUUCAAUGUGCCUCUGGUCUGCUGAACUACAAGAUGACAUGCUGGGAAACAUGAUAGAGGGUGGGCUGGACACCAUUGUCACUGGCAAUGCUAAACGGGAUAUAGCAUAGUUUUCACUGAUGCAGGACAUUAUCAGAUUAUGUUUUUUGGACAAGGAGGGUAAGAAACAAAAGGUUAUCUGUCAAAAGCCUAGGAGGCUGUAGUCUACAAAAAUAGUCACACAAUCUGUAUAUAAGCUCCCAGUAAUGAAUUGGGUGGUUUACCCAAUCAAUUACUGGGAGUGUGUGUGUGCAACUCUAUUUUUAUAGUCUACAGUUUACUCGGCAUUAGUCAGCGCCUCUAACUUUUUUGGGUGUGCGCCAGCUCAUGCUUUUCAAAAGAAUAGGAGACAAAAGUAACUGAUGCAAUGUGUUAUGUUCAUAAAAACAGUACACUUAUGUUUUAGGAAAACCUGCUUUAGGUUAUCUGUCAAAAGCCUAGGAGGCUGUAGUCUACAAAAUUAAUAUAUGAUUAAUAUAAGAGCUCAAGAAAUGACUUUCUUAUUCUAACCGUGUAGAAAGUUGACAGGGGAGCUUCCUCCUUGGCUUCUCAUCCUUGCUCUAUUUUUCACAUUUUCUAACCUAUCUAAUACACUCUUGUUUAGAAUGUCUGUUGGCAGUUCACCACAACUGAAAGUGUGACCAUUUAUCCCCUUAAAAUUGUUGUGGUAAUUCAGUAGAAUCUCCAAGUUCAGAGAUAAAAUGUGUUUAUCAGUGGUGUUUGCAUCUACUCAAUGAAGUGAGGGCUUGACCUUGAACUAAACAUUCAGAGAAACAACGAUCAAAGUGAAUAUUUCCCCCACUCGGAGUAUUGAUCGACGUAUACAGACUGGGAGAAAGGGAUGGAAGUAGUGUGUUGUGUGUGUUCGGGUGCAGUGCCUAGUGCAACCAGCAGACAGCAGUAGAGUACUACUAAAGUACCACUCCGUACUACUGAGUCAGUGUUGAGGGGACCAAGCGAGGGAAAGGUCUUUCAGGACCUUCCGUAGAGAUUGCUUCCCUGGGCUCAGUAACUCACCACUAAGUACUGCUCUGCAGUUUAACUGUGUCAGGAGGACAAGUGGUGCAUGCAUGUGUGUGCACCUGUGUCUGCCUGUGUUCCUGCGUAGAAGUAAGUGCAUUAACAAGUGGGAGCGUGGCCACAACAGCCCGAGCAGGUACAGUUAUGAUGCAGGAUGUCUCUCUGUUGCCCCUCAUUGCACCUUGCCUAACCAAAUGGGUAUAGUAUUAGGCUGGUGUGAGCAUGCGUUUCCAGUCUUUCCUCAGUAUUGCUAAGGCGGUAGGCCCGAUUGGGGCGUGGCCAUGGGGGUUUAGGUGGCCAUGGGGGUUUAGGUUUUGAGGCAGCAGAUAAAGACUCAAGGCGGCAUCCCAAAUGGCACCCUAUUCCCAAGGAAGUGCACUUCUCUUGGCCGGGGCCCAUAGGGCUACAUAGGUAAUAGGGUGCCAUUUGGGAUGCAACCCAGAGGGGGUUAUGCAGGGUGACAGCUGUGCAGAUAGAGAUGGAUGGGUGGCAUUUCCCCUCCCCUAGCGAGUUAUGCCUUGCAGCCUUUUCAGGCUGUAUAAGGUUAGCCCACAUCCCUUCCAUGCCUCAACUAUGUUGAAAUGAAGGCUAUUACUGAAGUUUGACAGGUGUAAAACUGUACCAUUCUUAAUUGCAUGGUUCUGCACUCUUGCCUCCCGAAAGGAGAAUUGGCAAUGACAAAACGAUACACUAGCAUGUCCGUUAUAAAUGCCACUGCUGCAUUCUGAAAGUGCUGAAGAUGUGCAAUUGAGGUGCUGCCUAUUCGUUUUGACAGCCAGAGUAAUAGCCAAUUUAGAGAUGGAUGACAUAAAGAUAGCAGAUGCUCUACCAGAACGUGUGUGUAGUUUUGAGAGAGGGGAGAGCGACAACUAGCGUGUGCGCGCCUCCUUUCAGUGUGCCAGUGUUCCAUUCCUCCACUCCAGGUUGGUCUGCCAUCAGACUAGAUGUGGUUGCCUUGGCAGCACUACGCUGUCUGAGCAUGCCCAGUCUAACAUCGCCCCAGACCACGUAACUGACUCACUCACACUUAUAACAUAUUCAUGUUAAUGUUCUUUAAUGUUUGUCAUCAUAAUGGUAUGUGUCCUUGAGCUAAAGCAUUUGACAGACUUCGGUGUACGUCCCUAGGCUGAAGCAGGUGCUCUCUUAGCUUUUAUACCCUGGGAAUACAGAGGCACAGACACGCAUACAAAUACACAGGUGCACACUUGUAUGUAGAGUGGGGUGUCCUUGUCAUCAGUGUUCCAUCGUCAUGGUAACAGCGAGCAGGAGCCGGCAAGAGGGCAGUGAUACUAAGAUGUCUUUCCCUAAUUUGCUCAGAGAAACAAUUACGCUAGUCACCUGCACAUACUUUGCUUUAUCUCUAUAAUGUCCGUUUUAAGAGAAUUAUCAUGUCUCCCCUAUCGAAUGGAUUUUAAAGGUCAGUCAGUCCUGUACCUUUUUUUGUUGCGGUAUUAUUAAAAGGUCAGUGUCCUCCUCUAAUAGCAGCUUGACACUGUUGUAGUCCAGUUACACCACCCUUCUGAACGGAACAAUGCCACUCCAGGGCUACUUUCAGUAGCCAAACAAUGUCGAACUUGAGCUGGUCACUUAUUCUGCAUGUCAGAGAGGGGUGUUUGUUCUACAAGCUGUAUUUCUAUCUGAACGUUCCAAAAAUGUUCUGGACGCACCCCAGCGAUAAAGGACAUCACACACUUUUUUCCAUAUGAGCUAGAUGUUCUAAAAGAAUAACAUGGUAGGCCUUUGUGUAGUUAAAACGUGUUAUUUCUGUACCUUACGCUUCAGGUGAGCAGGGCUUUCGUUCGAUUGCAAGUAUAGGCACAUUAAAACCAAGACUUGUUUCUUCUAAAUGUAAAUUAUUGCAAAAUUGUAAUUUGGAUAAAAAUGCACUUUCUCGAUUGAAAACGUAUAAUUUAUUUCAUCAAAUUAUUCUAGUUGUGGGAAAUCAUAGUGUUGUGUGCUAGCACCACUGUUGGUCAGUUAUUUUGUGUAGGGUAUUUGGCGACGCAAAAGCUAACUUAAAUAUACAUUAAGUCAAGUUCUGGAAAUAAAGCAGUGUUGCAUUUACUCAAACUACGGACACGAAUUAACAACCGAUACUGAAACUCAAAUGGGAAGUUUUUUUUAUAUCUUAGAAUAUAUGAAGGUUUACUAACCAAUGUAAAAAGGAAAAACUGGUUUGAAAAUGUAAUGUAGAGUAAUAAAUUGUAACGUUAUUUUAAAUAAAAUGAUAUAUUGAAAAAAA
Oncorhynchus mykiss (rainbow trout) is the source of this 5635-nucleotide messenger RNA. Lineage: Eukaryota; Metazoa; Chordata; Actinopteri; Salmoniformes; Salmonidae. The record is from RefSeq and is a predicted model, not a curated record.